UCCGGGUCGUGCUGCAUUAUUUGUCGCGUGUGUCGGCGGAUAUCGCGCGGUCUGUAAUACAGUCAACAGUGACCCUAAUGUCCGAGCCUCCACGGGUCACUGGGCUGACAUUUCUACUACAUCUCGGGCCUGAUCCCCUUUCUGAAAGGGAUUUUGUCCUAUUGCCAGGACAAAUCCCACUUGAUCUCAACACGGACUGAUACUCUUCUAAUAGGAUUUUAAUUAUAAGUGCGAUAUUUUCGUUGUGAUGGGGCCGUAAUAAUGUUUAUUUCCUCGAUACAUAUCGAAGUACUCCUAAGUCAGGUCCGGGGACUUGAGGAAGCCGAGCUGCACUCGUUCAGAUCGGGUCCUCAUCGAAACCGAGGAAACCAUGUGUGGGAUCGGACUCGCCGUCUUCCGGCAACUGUGUGCCGCUGCCUCCGCAUGUCUGAUAGUGGUGGCGUGUGGAACGUCGUUCGGCUGGAUAGCGCCGACGUUGGUGAAGUUACGGUCAGAAGACAGUGAGAUCCCUAUGUCAUCAGCUGAGGCCUCUUGGAUGAUAGCGAUCAUUGAAGUGGGAAACCUCUUCUCUCCCAUCCCGGCCGGUCUCAUCGUGGACAAGAUGGGCCGCAAACCGUUGAGUCUCAUCACGGGCCCUCUCUACCUGAUCUCCUGGCUGAUCAUACUCCGGAUCAAGACGGUGGCAGCUCUUUGCUUCGCCAGGAUCGUGCAAGGACUGGCUCUGGGUAUCGUGUUCACAGUCGUCCCGAUGUACUUGGGUGAAAUCGCCUCCCAGCACGUGCGAGGAGCUAUCACCAGCUUAUUCCAGAUAGCCUUCUACCUCGGGUUCCUCUUCGAGUACAUCAUAGGACCGUUCGUCUCGUAUGACGCACUGGUCAUCAUCACUCUCUGCCUGCCCAUAGCUUUCGUCGCCCUCUUCUUCUGGCAGCCCGAGUCACCCUACUAUUACAUCAUCCGCGGAAGAGAGGACGAGGCUGAGAGCUCUCUGAUGUGGCUCAGAGGCACCAGCAACGUAGAGGACAUCAAGGAGGAGCUCAUGGACAUUACACAGACCGUUCAGAAGGAGAUGAGCAACAAAGCGUCUAUCGCGGACGUGAUCGCUACUCCUACCGACAGAAAAGCUCUGCUGAUCGUCCAGGUCGUGGGAGGUGUGAAAAUAUUGAGUGGGUUGCCCGCAAUCGUGUCUUACUCUACAGAAUUAUUUCAAAGAACCGGGUUCACUAUGAUCCCUCCUUACGUCAUGACUAUCAUCAUGGGUUCUGUACUUUUCAUCUCUGGAUUCUUCAGUACUGCUUUGACGGACCUCGCUGGAAGAAGACCUCUACUGAUAAUCUCGACGGCCGGAUGUGCCUUCAGUCUCGGCCUCAUCAGUUUGUUCUUUUUCUUCUUCGACAAGACGGACUACGAUCUCUCCAACUACAGUUGGGUCAGUCCUGCGUGCAUCAUACUCUACAACUUGUUCCUGGCGUUUGGCCUGGACCCGGUCUCGAUGACCUAUCGCUCGGAAAUGUUCCCUGCCAACACAAGAGCCGUCGCCUCGAGCAUCAACACUAUCAACUUCACGAUAGGCGCAUUCAUCACGCUCAAGCUCUACCAGAUAGUAGCGGAUGGCAUCGGUGUCUACUUCAUAUUUCUGAUAUUCUCACUGACUUGUUGGUUCGGUUUAGUGUGGAUGUACUUUUAUGCAAUCGAGACAAAGAACAAGUCCCUUUCGGAAAUUCAGCAGGCUUUGUCGAAAUCGACACAAAGUUAGCAACUGAGAACGCAAGACUUUAAGCUUAAUGUUAAAGUGACUUAUUUCAAUAAGGUUUUGUAUCCUAAGUAAGGUCUGUGAUUUAAUUUUUUACGAAGUAAUUUUUGUAUUGAAUGUGUAUUAUAAAUAAAUUAUUUUUGUUGAUAUAUAAAAA
This is a messenger RNA of Homalodisca vitripennis (glassy-winged sharpshooter), 1907 nucleotides long. RefSeq names its product facilitated trehalose transporter Tret1-like. Gene Ontology annotation, molecular function: transmembrane transporter activity. The record is from RefSeq and is a predicted model, not a curated record. Bases 371 to 1753 code for a protein of 460 amino acids. The transcript is spliced from 3 exons. NCBI's taxonomy places the organism in Eukaryota, Metazoa, Arthropoda, Insecta, Hemiptera, Cicadellidae. Gene Ontology annotation, cellular component: membrane. Gene Ontology annotation, biological process: transmembrane transport.